Messenger RNA from Knipowitschia caucasica, 5745 nucleotides. The record is from the annotation of a GenBank genome assembly. Lineage: Eukaryota; Metazoa; Chordata; Actinopteri; Gobiiformes; Gobiidae.
AUGUGGUUUUACUGCAAAUGGCAAAUAAAUGAAUCUGAAUCUAAAUUUCUCUCUCCCCUCUCUCUCCCCUCUCUCUCCCCUCCCUCCCCCUCUCUCUCCCCUCCCUCCCCUCCCUCCCCCUCUCUCUCCCCUCCCUCCUCUUCCUCUCUCUCCCCUCUCCACCCUCCCUCCCUCCCUUCUCUCUACUCUCCUUCCUCUCUCUCCUCCCCUCUCCACCCUCCCUCCCCUCUCUCUCCCCUCCCUCCCCCUCUCCUCUCUCCCCUCUCUCUACCCUCCCUCCCCCUCUCCUCUCUCCCCUCUCUCUACCCUCCCUCCCCCUCUCCUCCCUCCCCUCUCUCUACCCUCCCUCCCCCUCUCCUCUCUCCCCUCUCUCUACCCUCCCUCCCCCCCCUCUCUCUACCCUCCCUCCCCCUCCCCCUCUCCUCUCUCCCCUCUCUCUCCCCUCCCUCCCCCUCUCCUCUCUCCCCUCUCUCUACCCUCCCUCCCUCUCUCCUCCUCUCCCCCUCUCUCUACCCUCCCUCCCCCCCUCUCUCUACCCUCCCUCCCCCUCCCCCUCUCCUCUCUCCCCUCUCUCUCCCCUCCCUCCCCCUCUCCUCUCUCCCCUCUCUCUACCUCUCCCUCCCUCUCUCCUCUCUCCCCCUCUCUCUCUACCCUCCCUCCCCCCUCUCCUCCCUCCCCUCUCUCUACCCUCCCUCCCUCUCUCCUCUCUCCCCUCUCUCUACCCUCCCUCCCCCUCUCCUCCCUCCCCUCUCUCUACCCUCCCUCCCCCUCUCCUCCCUCCCCUCUCUCUACCCUCCCUCCCCCUCUCCUCUCUCCCCUCUCUCUACCCUCCCCCCCCCCUCUCUCUACCCUCCCUCCCCCUCCCCCUCUCCUCUCUCCCCUCUCUCUCCUCCCUCCCUCCCCCUCUCCUCUCUCCCCUCUCUCUACCCCCCUCCCCCUCCCCCUCUCCUCUCUCCCCUCUCUCUCCCCUCCCUCCCCCUCUCCUCUCUCCCCUCUCUCUACCCUCCCUCCCCUUCUCCUCUCUCCCCUCUCUCUCCCCUCCCUCCCCCUCUCUCUCCCCUCCCUCCCCCUCCCCCUCUCCCCUCUCUGGAGGCAUCUGUAAUAACUCUGUGCCUUUGUUUAGUGGACAGGAGGGGCACAAGUCAGACCCCUCCUCAAGCUGCUUCUCCUCCCUCCCUCCUCUCUCACUCCUCUCCUCCCCUCUCUUCUCCCCUCUCUCUCUCCUCUCUCACUCCUCUCUCUCUCCUCUAUCCCUCCUCUCUCACUCCUCUCUCCCUCCCCCUCUCUCUCUCCUCUCUCACUCCUCUCUCUCUCCUCUAUCCCUCCUCUCUCACUCCUCUCUCCCUCCCCUCUCCCUCCUCUCUCACUCCUCUCUCACUCCUCUCUCACUCCUCUCUCCCUCCCCUCUCCCUCCUCUCUCACUCCUCUCUCACUCCUCUCUCACUCCUCUCUCUCUCCUCUCUCCCUCCUCUCUCACCUCCUCUCUCUCACUCCUCUCUCACUCCUCUCCUCCCCUCUCUUCUCCCCUCUCUCCUCUCUCCCUCCCUCCUCUCUCCCUCCUCUCUCACUCCUCUCUCCUCUCUCUCUCCUCUCUCCCUCCCUCCUCUCUCCCUCCUCUCUCACUCCUCUCUCACUCCUCUCUCACUCCUCUCUCCCUCCCCUCUCCCUCCUCUCUCACUCCUCUCUCACUCCUCUCUCACUCCUCUCUCUCUCCUCUCUCCCUCCUCUCUCACUCCUCUCUCACUCCUCUCUCACUCCCCUCUCCCUCCUCUCUCACUCCUCUCUCACUCCUCUCUCACUCCUCUCUCACUCCUCUCUCUCUCCUCUCUCCCUCCUCUCUCACUCCUCCCUCCCUCCUCUCUCCCUCCUCUCUCACUCCUCUCUCCUCUCUCACUCCUCUCUCACUCCUCUCUCUCUCCUCUCUCCCUCCUCUCUCUCUCCUCUCUCUCCCUCCUCUCUCACUCCUCUCUCACUCCUCUCUCACUCCUCUCUCACUCCUCUCUCACUCCUCUCCCCUCCCCUCCCUCCUCUCUCACUCCUCUCUCACUCCUCUCUCACUCCUCUCUCUCUCCUCUCUCCCUCCUCUCUCACUCCUCUCUCACUCCUCUCUCACUCCUCUCUCACUCCUCUCUCACUCCUCUCUCACUCCCCUCUCCCUCCUCUCUUCUCCCCCUCUCUCCUCUCUCCCUCCCUCCUCUCUCACUCCUCUCUCUCUCUCUCCUCUCUCUCUCCUCCCUCCUCUCUCACUCCUCUCUCACUCCUCUCUCCCUCCUCUCUCCCUCCCCUCUCCCUCCUCUCUCACUCCUCUCUCCCUCCUCUCUCCCUCCCCUCUUCCUCCUCUCUCACUCCUCUCUCACUCCUCUCUCACUCCUCUCUCACUCCUCUCACUCCUCUCCUCCCCUCUCUCCUCUCUCCCUCCCUCCUCUCUCUCUCCUCUCUCCCUCCCUCCUCUCUCACUCUCUCUCCUCCCUCCUCUCUCACUCCUCUCUCCCUCCUCUCUCACUCCUCUCUCACUCCUCUCUCACUCCUCUCUCACUUCUCUCUCACUCCUCUCUCCCUCCUCUCUCACUCCUCUCUCCCUCCUCUCUCACUCCUCUCUCCCUCCUCUCUCACUCCUCUCUCACUCCUCUCUCACUCCUCUCUCACUCCUCUCUCUCUCACUCCUCUCUCACUCCUCUCUCCCUCCUCUCUCCCGCCUCUCUCACUCCUCUCUCACUCCUCUCUCACUUCUCUCUCACUCCUCUCUCACUCCUCUCUCCCUCCCUCCUCUCUCCCUCCUCUCUCACUCCUCUCUCACUCCUCUCUCACUCCUCUCUCCCUCCCCUCCCCUCUCUCCUCCUCUCUCACUCCUCUCUCACUCCUCUCUCACUCCUCUCUCACUCCUCUCUCACUCCUCUCUCACUCCUCUCUCACUCCCCUCUCCCUCCUCUCUCACUCCUCUCUCACUCCUCUCUCACUCCUCUCUCACUCCUCUCUCUCUCCUCUCUCCCCUCCUCUCUCACUCCUCUCUCCCCUCCUCUCUCACUCCUCUCUCACUCCUCUCUCCCUCCUCUCUCCCUCCUCUCUCCCUCCUAUCUCACUCCUCUCUCACUCCUCUCUCACUCCUCUCCUCCCCUCUCUUCUCCCCUCUCUCCUCUCUCCCUCCCUCCUCUCUCACUCCUCUCUCUCUCUCUCCUCUCUCCCUCCCUCCUCUCUCACUCCUCUCUCACUCCUCUCUCCCUCCUCUCCUCCCCUCCCCUCUCCCUCCUCUCUCACUCCUCUCUCCCUCCUCUCUCCCUCCCCUCUUCCUCCUCUCUCACUCCUCUCUCACUCCUCUCUCACUCCUCUCUCACUCCUCUCCUCCCCUCUCUCCUCUCUCCCUCCCUCCUCUCUCUCUCCUCUCUCCCUCCCUCCUCUCUCACUCCUCUCUCCCUCCUCUCUCACUCCUCUCUCCCUCCUCUCUCACUCCUCUCUCCCUCCUCUCUCCUGCCUCUCUCCCUCCUCUCUCCUGCCUCUCUCACUCCUCUCUCACUCCUCUCUCACUUCUCUCUCACUCCUCUCUCCCUCCUCUCUCACUCCUCUCUCCCUCCUCUCUCACUCCUCUCUCCCUCCUCUCUCACUCCUCUCUCACUCCUCUCUCACUCCUCUCUCACUCCUCUCUCUCUCACUCCUCUCUCACUCCUCUCUCCCUCCUCUCUCCCCGCCUCUCUCACUCCUCUCUCACUCCUCUCUCACUUCUCUCUCACUCCUCUCUCACUCCUCUCUCACUCCUCUUUCUCUCACUCCUCUCUCACUCCUCUCUCACUCCUCUCUCCCUCCUCUCUCCCCUCCUCUCUCACUCCUCUCUCCCUCCUUUUCACUCCUCUCUCCUCUCUCUCUCUCCUCUCUCCCUCCCUCCUCUCUCCCUCCUCUCUCCCUCCUCUCUCACUCCUCUCUCACUCCUCUCUCACUCCUCUCUCACUCCUCUCCUCCCCUCUCUUCUCUCCUCUCUCCUCUCUCCCUCCUCUCUCCCUCCCUCCUCUCUCUCUCCUCUCUCCCUCCUCUCUCCCUCCCCUCUCCCUCCUCUCUCACUCCUCUCUCUCUCCUCCCUCCCUCCCUCCUCUCCCCUCUCUCCUCCCUCCCCUCUCACUCCUCUCUCACUCCUCUCUCACUCCUCUCUCUCUCACUCCUCUCUCACUCCUCUCUCACUCCUCUCUCACUCCUCUCUCCUCUCUCUCCUCUCUCCCUCCCUCCUCUCUCACUCCUCUCUCACUCCUCUCUCACUCCUCUCUCCCUCCUCUCUCACUCCUCUCUCUCUCCUCCCUCCCUCCCUCCUCUCCCCUCUCUCCUCCCUCCCCUCUCACUCCUCUCUCACUCCUCUCUCACUCCUCUCUCACUCCUCUCUCACUCCUCUCUCUCUCACUCCUCUCUCACUCCUCUCUCCUCUCUCUCUCUCUCUCUCUCUCUCUCCCUCCUCUCUCACUCCUCUCUCACUCCUCUCUCACUCCUCUCUCUCUCACUCCUCUCUCACUCCUCUCUCCUCUCUCUCUCUCUCCUCUCUCCCUCCCUCCUCUCUCACUCCUCUCUCACUCCUCUCAGACUUUCUGCCUCACCGUGUCAGCUCUGAAGCCCAAGGCAGGUCUGGAGCUGGGACCCUCUCUGGGACCCUCUCUGGGACCCUCUCUGGGACCCUCUCUGGGACCCUCUCUGGGACCCUCUCUGGGACCCUCUCUGGGACCCUCUCUGGGACCCUCUCUGGGAGACUCUCUGGGACCCUCUCUGGGACCCUCUCUGGGACCCUCUCUGGGACCCUCUCUGGGACCCUCUCUGGGACCCUCUCUGGGACCCUCUCUGGGACCCUCUCUGGGACCCUCUCUGGGAGACUCUCUGGGACCCUCUCUGGGACCCUCUCUGGGACCCUCUCUGGGACCCUCUCUGGGAGACUCUCUGGGACCCUCUCUGGGACCCUCUCUGGGACCCUCUCUGGGACCCUCUCUGGGACCCUCUCUGGGACCCUCUCUGGGAGACUCUCUGGGACCCUCUCUGGGACCCUCUCUGGGACCCUCUCUGGGAGACUCUCUGGGAGACUCUCUGGGACCCUCUCUGGGACCCUCUCUGGGACCCUCUCUGGGAGACUCUCUGGGACCCUCUCUGGGACCCUCUCUGGGACCCUCUCUGGGAGACUCUCUGGGAGACUCUCUGGGACCCUCUCUGGGACCCUCUCUGGGAGACUCUCUGGGAGACUCUCUGGGACCCUCUCUGGGAGACUCUCUGGCACCCUCUCUGGGACCCGCCUCUGACGCCCACAGCUCCACACAACAGUUUACCUGCAGAGCGGUGCGCUGCGCUGACGUUGGCCAGAUCCAAAGCGACUGGAGCGGGUUCUUCUCCUUCAGCAGCGGCUCUUCGAACACGGAGGAAACUCCAAGGAAGCAGAGUAAACUGUGCAAACUGGAGGAACCGGAGGAAAGGGACACCGUGCAGACCGUGCAGACUGUGCAGACCGUUUUGGGCCCUGCAGAGAGGGUUGAUGUGAUACAGUCUACGGCGACAGCGGCAGCGGUACCCGGCAGCGGUACCCGGCAGCGGUACCCGGCAGCGGUACCCGGCAGCGGUACCCGGCAGCGGUACCCGGCAGCGGUACCCGGCAGCGGUACCCGGCAGCGGUACCCAGCAGCGGUACCCGGCAGCGGUACCCGGCAGCGGUACCCGGCAGCGGUACCCGGCAGCGGUACCCGGCAGCGGUACCCGGCGUGUUUACGUCUCAUCCUGAACAAAACAAUCUAA